Molecule: messenger RNA, 1305 nt
Organism: Ramularia collo-cygni
Lineage: Eukaryota; Fungi; Ascomycota; Dothideomycetes; Mycosphaerellales; Mycosphaerellaceae
Exons: 2
Coding region: 1-1305 (434 amino acids)
Biological process (GO): mitochondrial respiratory chain complex IV assembly; protein insertion into mitochondrial inner membrane from matrix
Cellular component (GO): mitochondrial inner membrane
Molecular function (GO): membrane insertase activity
Source: RefSeq, a predicted model, not a curated record
AUGCCUCCUCUCCUCCGCCCCUCCCUCUACGCUCUCCCGCCGUCUCUCAGAGCUUCUCUCUAUCAACAACACCAACAACAACAACGAUCCUUCUCCGCCUCCGCGGCYCGAAAAUCGCCUCUCUCAGAUGCUUUGCUCUAUUGUCCUACUCUCCUCCUCGAUGUCCUCCAUACCGGCCUCCCCUGGCACACUGCAAUUCCCCUCUCCGCAAUCCUCGUCCGCACCCUCCUAGUCUACCACAUCUCCGCCCUCCCCGCCCGCAAAGCUGCCAUAACCCGCGUGAACCUGCAUCCCCUCUCCGCCGCCCGCUUCCGCUCAGAAUACAUAUCCUACCGCGAAAGGGCCGCGGAUGAAAAAAUACAGGAUGCAGCCAAUGGCCGCACCAUCUCAGAACCGGAAAUGGCUAUCAUGGCUAUCCGCAUGAAAAUCAUGAGAGGCUUCAUGGCCGUGCGGAGUUCCCAUCGGACAGGCAAGGAGUAUGGCGCGCCGGCCUUCACUUGGUGGAGAAGUCCGGUUAACUUCGGGGUGUUGAUUGCGAUGACGGAGGCUGUGAGGGUGAAGUGUGGUGCGAGGGAAGGCUUGUUGAGUUUCUUGGCCAAGUCGAUCGAUCAACACGUAGAUCCCGAGACGGCGAGACGAGCAGCCAUGACUCCGGAUGAAAUUCUGGUGGAAAGGUUAGAAGCUGCUUAUGCUGCGAAACAGCAAUCCGCCGGGACUCCUGCACAACCUGUCAUGGAAGGGGAAGAAGGCAUGAGUUUCAUGGACGAGGAAUCAACAAGUCCUGCAUUGCAGGAUAUGGCUUCCGAUCAACUUCCCGCUCUCAACACGAACAUCUACGCCGGUGUCCAGGACCCGUCUCUCAAGACAGAAGGACUAGCAUGGUUCCCAGACCUCACCCUCGCAGACUCCACUCUCCUUCUCCCCUUUGGCCUUUCCACAGCAAUCGCCCUUACAGUUCUCACCCGUCCAAACCCCAACCCGGCGCCCGUCAUUCAAACGAAGAAGAACGAGAAUCAGACACCCAAAGACGACGACCCACUAGCAGCUCUCGCGGCCCUCCCACCCCAAAAGUCUCCUCUGGACAAGCUCUCCACGGGUCAGAAACUGGGAUUGAGUGUGAGUCUAGUCUUCUUCUUCGUGGCUGCGAAAUUACCAGCGGCGGUAUUAUUGUAUUUGAUCCCGAGUACGGUUUGUGGGUGGUUGCAGACUCGAUGGUUGGAUAUGAAAUAUCCGUUGCCGCAAAUGGUGACUCCUUGUGUGAGGCCUGUGAGGGUCAAAGUUCGGAAGGAAUUUCGGGAUGCUUGA